Eutrema salsugineum is the source of this 1667-nucleotide messenger RNA. Its product is annotated as cytochrome P450 711A1. The transcript has 5 exons. Gene Ontology annotation, molecular function: monooxygenase activity; iron ion binding; oxidoreductase activity, acting on paired donors, with incorporation or reduction of molecular oxygen. The record is from RefSeq and is a predicted model, not a curated record. Lineage: Eukaryota; Viridiplantae; Streptophyta; Magnoliopsida; Brassicales; Brassicaceae. The coding region runs from base 14 to 1597 and encodes 527 amino acids.
AGAGGUUAGAGAGAUGAAGACGCAAAAUCUAUGGUGGGAAGUUCUUGAUCUGUUCUUGGUACAACACAAAGCUCUUGUUGCAUCCUUGACUUUUGCAGCGGUUGUAAUUAUAGUCUACUUGUACCGACCCUCUUGGUCCGUACGCAAGGUCCCCGGUCCAACCGCUAUGCCUCUUGUUGGCCACUUGCCCUUGAUGGCUAAGUACGGCCUUGACGUUUUCUCCGUUCUUGCUAAGCACUAUGGCCCUAUCUUCAGGUUUCAGAUGGGGAGGCAACCACUGAUAAUAGUUGCAGAAGCAGAGCUUUGCAGAGAAGUUGGGAUAAAGAAAUUCAAAGAUAUUCCUAAUAGAAGCAUUCCUUCUCCAAUCUCUGCCUCUCCUCUUCACCAGAAAGGACUUUUCUUCACCAGGGACAAGAGAUGGUCUAAGAUGAGAAACACCAUCUUAUCUCUCUACCAGCCUUCACAUUUGUCAAGUCUUAUACCAACAAUGCACAAUUUCAUCACUUUAGCUACUCAUAAUUUUGAUUCCGAGCCGCGAGAUGUUGUUAUCUCCAAUCUCUUCCUCAUGCUAACCACAGAUAUCAUCGGACAAGCUGCUUUUGGAGUCGAUUUCGGCCUCUCGGGUAAAAAACAAAUCAAAGAUUCAAUGGAUAACAAUGUAGAGGUGACUGAUUUCAUAAACCAGCAUGUCUACUCCACGACACAGCUCAAGAUGGAUUUAUCUGGCUCACUCUCCAUCAUCUUAGGCUUACUGAUUCCGAUUCUUCAAGAGCCAUUCAGGCAGGUUCUGAAGAGAAUACCAGGAACAAUGGACUGGAGAGUUGAGAAGACUAACAGAAGAUUGAGUGGACAACUCAAUGAGAUCGUGUCAAAGCGAGCCAAGGAUACAGAGACAGAUUCAAAAGACUUCUUGUCAUUGAUUUUGAAAGCUAGAGAGUCUGAUACGUUUGCCAAGAGCAUUUUUACGCCCGAUUAUAUAAGUGCUGUGACUUAUGAGCAUCUUCUUGCUGGCUCUACAACCACUGCUUUCACAUUAUCCUCUGUUCUCUACUUAGUCUCUGGUCAUCUCGAAGUUGAGAAACGUCUGCUUAUAGAGAUUGACGGGUUUGGAGGCCGUGAUCUGAUCCCGACUUCCCACGACUUACAAUACAAGUUUCCAUACCUCGAUCAGGUUAUCAAAGAGGCUAUGAGGUUCUACAUGGUUUCUCCUUUGGUUGCAAGGGAAACUGCAAAAGAAGUGGAAAUCGGAGGUUACUUACUCCCCAAGGGGACAUGGGUUUGGUUGGCUCUAGGGGUUCUAGCAAAGGACCCCAAAAACUUCCCAGAGCCAGAGAAGUUUAUGCCGGAAAGGUUUGAUCCGAACGGAGAAGAGGAGAAACUUAGACAUCCAUAUGCUUUCAUUCCGUUUGGCAUUGGUCCACGAGCUUGUGUUGGACAAAGAUUUGCUCUGCAGGAGAUCAAACUCACCUUGCUGCAUCUCUACCGUAAUUACAUUUUCAGACAUUCCUCAGAAAUGGAGAGACCACUUGAGCUUGAUUAUGGUGUGAUUCUAAGCUUCAAGAAUGGUGUUAAGCUCAGAGCCAUCAAAAGAUUCUGAUUCUUGACAACAGCUGAUUAGAUAAACUGAAAGUUUCAAGACGAAAUAAAAUCGAAAACUGCAAUUUUUA